CUGCAAACAAGCGCGAGGCAUGCAACACGACAUACAAUAUCACGAAAUCCAGGUCCAGCCAGCCACCUCACAGCCCCGGAGCGGGGCUGGUGUGGGGCAUAGAAGGCCCGCGGCUGACGAAGUCCUCAGGAAACGCGCUGGCCCUCCGUGGCCCUCUGGCGGCCGCCGCGCGCUGUACACGACUCGCCACUUGAAACGCGUUGUGCUUCAUCAGCUCGACGGAAAGAAGCUGGCUCCAAUGGUUGACGAUGCUCUCUCUAAAAGCUGUGUCCUCCUCCGUGGGAAUGGAUGUGGGGCGAGGCUUUCGCUUGGCGAGCAUCUUGAGAAAGUCCAUGGUCUUCUCUCCCCAUCGGCCGAAUGUCUCCGCAGCGAGAGGCACAAAGCGGAAGCCGGCUGCUUGGGCGGUUGGUCCAUACUUGUCGAUCUUGUCUUUCUCCGCAAGCUGAGCCGCCUUGCCACCAGGAAGCUCUGCGCCACGCCGGUUGACUGUUCGGUGGAAGGGAAUGGGGGAGUUGUCAGGGCGGCAGGGGUGCACUUUACAAUCCGCCUUCUCCCAAGGCCUGAGGGGGCGUUUUUCUCAAACAAAGAGAAGCUAUGAACUAGCUCUUCCCUGCUUUGUGCUCAUCCGUAAGUGCAAGGACAUCGUCGAUUGUGCGCAUGCUGUUUGCAGACCUGUAGUUGGAUAGCCUAUGUGUAUGUAGUGAAUGAUCCUCUCCGCACGCCUGUGCAUACUUGCAGUUGUUCCUUCUCUGCAUACGUCUGCGCACACCUAUUGCCAGAGAGCAAGACGAACCACUUCCG
Vitrella brassicaformis is the source of this 801-nucleotide messenger RNA. The record is from the annotation of a GenBank genome assembly. NCBI's taxonomy places the organism in Eukaryota, Vitrellaceae.